CCUUAAAAACUGUAGUUUUACUUUUAUGUUAUCAUUGCGUUACAGGUUUGGUUUCAUAGUAAAAAAAUUUGUAAUGGGAAAAACAUGAAAGAAACCGCAACUGAUUAGUGGGUUUUUCUCUUUCUUUCUUUCCUUCUUUCUUUUAUUUCUUGAUGGAAAUGAGUGGGAGAUUUUAUUUGGGGAUUGUGGGUUCAGUUCAGGACUUAGAUGAGAGUCAUUUGCCUCUUUAGAUUGGUGAAAAUUAUGGUGUCCUUUCGUUUGUACCCAUUGUGACUUUUUCACUUCUAAAACCCAUGAGAUAUUUGAAAUGUGUUGAAAGGGUGAUCAUGCCUUCAAUCUUGACUGAUUUGGGUUAUGAUUAAGGGAUAAAGUUUUCUUCAUAUCCGAGGUGUGUUUUGAUCCAAGAUCAAUCUGGUUUUGUUGGAAUAGAGGUUGCCCUCUUCGAAUGUAUAGAUUGUUCCGCAUUCGUUUUUAGAAUGGAUUUGGGCUUUAUGUUUGUUCUGCAGAGACAUUGGAGUUAUCUCUUUCAUCCUUGUUUACUAUUUGAAGAUUUGGGAAGACUAUUGCAAAGGAAUUAUAUUAAGAUACUAUAAAGGAGGUUGUGCAUCCAUUUGUUCAGGAUGAGCAGCCAGAAUCAAGGGGCUAGCUUAUGUUCUUCAGUGGACCCCCCUAUGAAGCGGAAACGUGGGCGUCCACGCAAGGAUGAGAGUGUUCAAGGGGAGAGCACACCUGCGACACCUGCAUCUGACAUUCUAAAGAAAAACGAGCAGAGUGUGGGAACAAGUAACCCUGCCUCUGAUGAAAUAGUAGGUCAGAUGGUUUCUGGUGUCAUUGAAGGUUCAUUUGAUGCUGGAUAUCUUCUUAAUGUUAAGGUAGGUGACACCAACACUCAUCUGAGAGGUGUUGUAUUUCUGCCGGGGCGAUUCACUCCAAUUACUGCUGCAAAUGAUGUGGCUCCUCAUGCUAAGAUGUACAAAAGAAAAGAGAUUCCUGUCCCAUUUGUAAACCCUCAAAGUCAGCACCAUGCUGUGGGUCCUCCAUCUGGGCAAAGUGAGAAACCUGUUGAGCCUAAAUAUGAUGCACCUAACCUUCCAGACCAAGGUCUAGAUACUAGGCUUCAGUCUGGUGCCACAGCUGCUAGUGAGAGCAAAUCUGCCUCUAUUCUGAUUCCUCCAGCUAGUAACUUGUCAAUAAAUGACACAAGUCUUCCCCUGGGUCAAAAAUUCCUGCAAGAACAAAUCUUAGGUUCUAGAUUGCUGAAUGAUAAAUCCGUAGGACAGGAUCAGUCACUGGAGGGAUUUGAAGCCUUCAAACCGAUGAAGGGACCAAGUAUUGAUGUGGAGACACCUAAAACAUCUGAGCCACUGUCAGCAACGUUUACUGCUACUUUGCCAUCUACUGAGAUUGUAAAUCUGAAGCCUCAAGUUGAACACCAGGCCUUGAGUUCUGACCUUAAGCCGCAGGAAUUGGUUCAUGAUGAUGUGAAAAGCAUUGACCUUAGUAUCAAUCAAACUCCCAAGUUUCCUGAACCUGAACCUCAAGCCAUGGCUUGUGAACCCAAUGGGAUCAAGAUGUUUGAAAAACAAGCUUCGUCAAGGCAAGAUAUAGAUAUUUCACAGGAUACUCAACUGGAGCAUGCCAAGAAAAUUAUAUGUGGAGAUGACAUAUCUCACAUGGAUGGAUUGUCUGCAAGUGAUACUGCCACAAUGACUGUGACAGUUCCAUGCUCUGCCUCAACCAGCCUACCAGUAAUGAUCUUUGGGGCGGAAACUAUUCCAUCUGAAUCCAAGCCUGCUGCUGAAGAAUCUGAUGUUCCAAGAAGGGUUGUACCUGAAGUUAGUAGUUCCUCAAUGGCUGUCAACACCAAUAGUGUGGAAUGUAUCGCCAAAGAUGCCAUUCCACCAGCAUAGUCUUAGUUUUCUCGAGUUGUGAAACUAAAGGCGGGAAUAGAAUGAGUCUUAGAAGUCAUGGCUUGAAGGAUGACUUGUGUAAGUCAUGACUGAGGAUAGUUGAGAGUUAAAAGGAAAAUACUUAAAUUUAGGUACUUUUUGUCUCUAAUUUGGAUUAUUUGUAAUGGGAACUCUUUGCAAUCUACCUUUUACCGUUUGA
Molecule: messenger RNA, 2109 nt
Organism: Theobroma umbraticum
Lineage: Eukaryota; Viridiplantae; Streptophyta; Magnoliopsida; Malvales; Malvaceae
Source: RefSeq, a predicted model, not a curated record